Laetiporus sulphureus 93-53 is the source of this 619-nucleotide messenger RNA. RefSeq lists its product as uncharacterized. The record is from RefSeq and is a predicted model, not a curated record. NCBI's taxonomy places the organism in Eukaryota, Fungi, Basidiomycota, Agaricomycetes, Polyporales, Laetiporaceae. The coding region runs from base 115 to 465 and encodes 116 amino acids. The transcript has 2 exons.
CAUAUUCAAUGGGGAAACUAACACAUCGAACGAGGGCCAUCUAAUUCAGAAGUAUUGCAAUAGACUUGGCGCAACGCGGGAGAAUUCUACAUUCAAACGUCUUCGGGUAUCUGGAUGUCACCACCAAAUCAGAAAGAUGAUGACACAACGUACACUGUAUUGUCCGUGUGCUCUUGUCCCACUCGUCUAGCGGUUCAAAAAUGGGAAGAACACACGUCAGCGGGAUACGGGUGGGUUCUCAUUCGGCUGGGCCGGUGUCAUUGCCCUGGCGUGAUGCUAGGAGCGUCCACACUGUUCAUUGUCAUAUCUCAAAAUCGCGCGGUACGCCCUACAAGCGCUCAUCACAAUCGAGCACGUACUGCUGAGACAGCCACGAAAAGAGAAUUACACAAUGUGUUCGCUUCCACCCAUGCGCCCUCAGGAACCCUAAAACCGCGGUAUCCGUUGUCGUGCACCAUACUAUGAGGAACGAAGGAAGCAACUGGAUCGUAACGGUUUGACAAUUCAUUCAACCACAGCUUCUCCUGGUUCGAGUCGCGCACCACCGGUGAUCUCAGCUCAGGUCUUGUUUCGGAUGUGAUGAUUGACGAUGUCCCUCAUCUCCGGGGACCGGGUCGAG